Molecule: messenger RNA, 725 nt
Organism: Patella vulgata (common limpet)
Lineage: Eukaryota; Metazoa; Mollusca; Gastropoda; Patellidae
Product: collagen alpha-1(XIV) chain-like
Exons: 4
Coding region: 252-725 (157 amino acids)
Cellular component (GO): extracellular region
Molecular function (GO): chitin binding
Source: RefSeq, a predicted model, not a curated record
UUGACGUCAUAGCAGUUGUCGAUGGCUCUGGUAGUAUCACCGCGAAAGACUUUAAAGAAGUUAAGGGAUUUUUAAAAGAUUUUGUUACUUUUCUUGUUGUGAGUCCAUCUGUUCGGUUCGGCGUGAUCGUCUACAGUAGUGACGUACGAGAUGUCAUUCCAUUAUCAGGCGAUGAAAGUUAUCUGAAUAAAACAAUAGAUAAUCUUAUACAACCAGGAGGAUUAACACGCACCUACCUGGGUAUAGCCAGAAUGAUUCAGAUGUUCAGUAAUUCUUCAAGCUCUAAAGUUGGCAUUGUUAUCACCGAUGGGAAAUCAAGCAGUACGUCUGCAACUCUGACUGAAGCAAAAAAUGCCAAAGACCAGAACAUUAAUAUGUUUGCCAUCGGAGUCGGAACCAAUAUUGAUAACCAGGAACUAAAUGGUAUAGCCUCAUCAACUGGCCAAGUAUUACUUGUCGCCAAUUACACAUUACUUGCCCAACAGAUAAAAAGUCUAGUGGACGAAAUUUGUGAAACUACUAAUCCAUGUGAUGGUUGUAAAAUGGCUAACGGUAUUGGAUACAACCCACAUACAGAUUGUGAUAAGUACAUUCAAUGUGAAUUUACAGCAAAUUUCACCUUACACCAACACCACGUAAAACAAUGUGGAUAUGGAACUUUCUGGAAUCAAGAUAAACUGACCUGUAAUCAUAUUGGCAAUGUCGCUUGUGAUAAAGCACCCUGA